AAAUCUUUUGGUACGGUUUUUGAAGCUCUCAAGGAUCCAAAAUAGAAUCUAAGUAUAACAAGACAAGAGACAGAGAGAGAAGAAAAGCAUACUCUUACCUUAAGAGAAACCCAUAUGUAUUGCAAUAACUUGUGCUUUGUGUAACUCUCUACCUUUCUUCUAUUCUGCUUUUCCGAUUAACUACACAACCACUCUCAUAAUUUUCCUUAAACCAAAGGUCUGUAUAUAGAAAAUUGUAAAAUAUGGAGAAGCAACAGAGAAGACAAUGGCGUUGGCUACUUUGGUCGUCAGCCAUGGCGGGUUUAGUACUGUUCUUCUUCUUUUGCAAUGGUGGCUCUGAGAUAAAGAGCAACUAUGUUGUUAGAAGAGCAUUAAGGAGUGCAGGAUAUUCACUUGAUGUCCAGCUACAAGCCAGUAGGGCUCGACAGGUUGUUAUUUUGGAUAAUGGUAUCGUCCGACUCACAUUUUCCAAACCGGGCGGUGAUGUAAUUGGAAUACAGUACAAUGGAAUAGACAACUUGCUUGAAACAGAGAAUGAGGCAAAUAACAGAGGGUACUGGGACAUCGUCUGGGACUCGAAGCCAGGAGACAGGACUAUCAAUAUUGACACAUUACAAGGAGCAAAAUUUGAGGUUAUAAAGGCAGAUAAGGAUGGAGCAGAAAUUUCAUUCCGUAGAACAUGGAAUGUUUCCACAAGUGGCAAAACAGUUCCUUUAAAUAUAGACAAAAGGUACAUAAUGUUACGUAACUAUCCAGGGUUUUACACAUACACGAUACUUGAGCGUCUAGAAGGAUGGCCUGCAUCUGAGAUUGGUCAAGUUCGGAUCGUUUACAAGCUUCGACAAGACAAGUUUCGCUACAUGGCUAUUUCGGACAAUAGGAAAAGAGUUAUGCCAACUAUGAAGGACCGUCUUAAUGGCCAACCUCUUGCUUAUCCAGAAGCUGUUCUCCUCACAAAACCAUCUGACCCUCAGCUCCGAGGAGAGGUGGACGACAAGUAUCAAUAUUCGGCUGAAAGCAAGGACAACAAGGUCCAUGGUUGGAUGAGUACUGAUGAGUCCCCUGUUGGGUUCUGGAUUAUCACGCCAAGUAUCGAGUUCAGAGCUGCUGGGCCUGUUAAACAAGAGCUCACCUCUCAUGCCGGCCCAAUUGCGCUCUCUAUGUUUACAAGUGGUCAUUAUGCUGGGAAGGAUAUAGCAAUGACAUUUAAAGAAGGGGAGCCAUGGAAAAAGGUUUAUGGACCAGUAUCUGUCUAUCUUAAUUCAAAUUCCACCAGUGAAGAUCCUCUCUCACUCUGGGAUAAUGCAAAACAAAAGAUGCAAGAAGAAGUUAGAGCAUGGCCAUACAAUUUCCCUCAAUCUCAAGAUUACCUUAUCUCUAAUCAACGAGGCAGUGUUGGAGGAAGAUUAUUAGUUCGUGAUAGAUACCUUUCUCGAGGUCCUUUCUCGGCUGGCCAUGCUUAUGUGGGAUUGGCUGCACCUGGUGAGGUUGGAUCAUGGCAGAAGGAAAGUAAGGGCUAUCAAUUUUGGACUCAUGCUGACAAACGAGGUUUUUUCUCAAUAAAAAAUGUUCGACCCGGCAACUACAGUCUAUAUGCAUGGGUUCCCGGCGUAGUUGGAGAUUAUAUGUACAACGAACUUGUUACCAUUGAACCAGAAUCACACAUCCCCUUGGGUGAUCUAUUUUAUGAACCUCCAAGAAAUGGACCAACACUUUGGGAAAUUGGUACCCCAGAUCGUAGUGCUGCUGAAUUCUACGUCCCUGACCCUUAUCCAACUCUCAUGAACCAAUUAUAUAGCAAUCACCCAGACAAGUUUAGGCAAUAUGGGUUAUGGGAUCGGUAUGCGGAUUUAUAUCCUAAUAAAGAUCUAGUUUACACUGUUGGUGUUAGUGAUUAUCGAUCGGAUUGGUUUUAUGCUCAAGUCGUCAGGAAUGUGGGAAACGACACGUAUGAAGGAACCACAUGGCAGGUUGUAUUUGAACUUAAAAACGUAAUAAGGCCAGCAAAUUACACACUCCAAUUGGCAUUGGCCUCAACUAGCAACAUGGAGUUGCAGGUUCGAUUCAACGACCUGAAUUCGGAGGCGAUCUUUACGACAGGGCUGAUUGGCAGAGACAACGCCAUUGCGAGGCAUGGAAUCCAUGGGUUGUACAGGUUUUACAGCAUAAAUGUACCAAGCACUCUACUCCUCCAUGGCAACAAUCUCAUUUAUCUUUCUCAAACAAGACAUGUGACCGCUUUUGAUGGUCUUAUGUACGAUUACAUUAGACUCGAAGGACCUCCUAGAACAUGAGACAUACAUUUUUUUUUUUUCUUCUUUAUAAUAAAUAUGGCUCUCUAUUCUUGAUUAUGUAUAGGUCGAUUAAUAUAAUUACAUCCAUUCUUUUCAAUUUUUUAGUUGUAAUAAGUGAAUAUGUUUUCCGUUUUCAUAAUUCCUUUUCAAUUGUUUUAUUUAUUUCAUUCUUUUGAAUGUAUGUAAAUGAAUAAAACUUCCAUUGGAUCAUAGAAGAUUAUCAUCAAUUCAAGACUGACUAUUUAUAAGGAA
Molecule: messenger RNA, 2546 nt
Organism: Humulus lupulus (European hop)
Lineage: Eukaryota; Viridiplantae; Streptophyta; Magnoliopsida; Rosales; Cannabaceae
Product: rhamnogalacturonate lyase B-like
Exons: 17
Coding region: 243-2294 (683 amino acids)
Biological process (GO): carbohydrate metabolic process
Molecular function (GO): carbohydrate binding; catalytic activity
Source: RefSeq, a predicted model, not a curated record